This is a messenger RNA of Bacillus rossius redtenbacheri, 2404 nucleotides long. RefSeq lists its product as uncharacterized. NCBI's taxonomy places the organism in Eukaryota, Metazoa, Arthropoda, Insecta, Phasmatodea, Bacillidae. The transcript is spliced from 2 exons. Bases 1094 to 2404 code for a protein of 436 amino acids. The record is from RefSeq and is a predicted model, not a curated record.
UUUUACAGAAAAAAAAUUUAAAAAAAAGACUGAUUUUGUCCAACCAGUCAAUCCAUUUUAAGUACCUAUAAUGUAACUAACCUAACACAAACUGUUAAUGCCGAUUGACACUAGUAACCUAACCUAUCCAAUUGUUCAAACAGUUAACUAAUUGAUUAAUCGCAAUGCCUCCUUACAGAAUCAAAAAAUUUUUUUACGUAGAGCUAUGCAUUAGUUAUUUCAGAAACUUUUGACAAGAUUUGAUUAAUUUUUAGGUAGCGUACCGCUUUUUAUAUAUAUUUCUCACUAUUUGCGUUAUUUUUAAGAACGCUAUGUUAAAUUCUGUGUCAGAGUUUUGUAUAAGUUUAUUUGCAAUGUGAGAACACUGGAAUUUGCUAGUUUCUGAGAUUAGACGAGGACACAUCACUGGCAAGUACUGAAAGACUCGCCCACAAUUUUUUUCUACAGUAGUGUUGCACAUGAAAUAAGGUAUUAAUAUAUUUAACUUAGCAGACCUGACCAUAUUAACCUAAACCUCAAUGUGCGAAUCAUAGCCCAGAGUACCUAACCUAGCCUGAAAUGGCCAAACCAAUUACAACCACAUUUGAAUUUAUGAAUAAUGUUGACGAUUGCUAAACUAAUGCUGUAAUGUUCUAUGGGUCCUUACCAACAUUUCACACAUAUCUUGUCUUUUUUUUUUACCUGACCUUGAACCCAACAUCCAACCUGACAAGUUGGGCGUUUUCCACACAUUGUCGAACUUAUGACAGGGUGUCCAGCGACCUGGAAAACCUGGAAAACCGGGAAUUGUCAGGGAAUUUCGUGUGUCAGGGAAAAGUCAGGGAAAUGUCAGGGAUUUUUUAAAAAUCGUCUGGAAAUUUUGGCCGUGUUUGUUCUUCACGCAGCAGCACGAUACAAUAUGCAUAUCGAUUGUUCAAUUCGCCGCGUACACAAUGAUCGACGUAUCGAUUAUAAUCGGCACAUGGCUGUACACAUUGCGGCCUGUUAGGCUGGCCAAAAUGGCGCGCAUUUGUGUACUCUUGUUGAUUUUGGUUAUCGUUUUUGUUGAUGGAUAAGUGAAUUAUUAUAUCAUCAGCCAAACAAAGGUCACAACAUGGCUUCAAAACUCAGAAAAACUACAUUCAGGGAUGAAUGGAACCAGAACCCAUCCCUCUCAUGGGCUCAGGCUAUUGAUGGCAGCCCAUUUGCAGCUUGGUGCAAACUUUGCAAUCACAGGAUUGAACUGAGUAAUAUGGGGAAGCAGGCUCUUACCAGUCAUGCAUCUGGAGUGAAACACAGCAGAAGAGUGCAAGGAUUUCACAUGAGUUCAUCCAUAGCAGUGUACUGUAAAACAACUAGGCCUACAUCAGCAGCGUCACAAAAUAAUUCUGCUUCAGAGUCUUCUUCACCUUUGUCUGAAUCUUCAAAAUUGUUUAGUUCUGAUGUACCCAGCUCACCUCAAGUAUCUUCCCCUCCGUUGUUCCAAACAGAUCCAGUCAGCAGUUCUAAAUCUCUGCCUGAUACUUCCUCGAAUGCUGAUAAUUCUUAUCUAAACCCAUCCGCAACAUGUUCUUGCACGUGCACAUGUGGCAGUGCUAGAAAGGAAUCAAAAUCAUUGACAAAUUACUUAUUAAAUGAUUCUGUAACACGUGCCGAAAUACUUUGGUGUUUGUAUUGUGGUAUGGCUCAUAAUUCCUUAAGGAAUGCAGAAAAUAGUGUAGCAAUGCAUCGUAAGAUGUAUCACGACAGCAAAAUUGCAGCUAAAUUGCAGUUGGGAAAAUCGAAAGUAUCCUAUACAAUAGUUCACGGAUUGGCUCCAGAAUUUCAAAAGGAACUGCAUGCUGAUAUAUCAAAAUCUUCUCAUCUUGUAGUUGGCUUUGAUGAAAGUUUAAAUAAAAUUGCCCAGAAACAGCAAAUGGACAUUUCUGUCCGUUACUGGAAUGAAGAUGAUUCAAUUACUUGCACUCGAUAUCUUACAUCAGCAUUUCUCGGCCAUUCGACUGCAGCAGACCUGUUAAGUGCUUUUAAAAACUCUUUGCCUGUGAAUACAUUACACAAAAUUAUACAGGUGUCGAUGGAUGGCCUCAAUGUAAAUUUGCGGUUUUUAAAAGACUUGAAGCAAGAUUUGAAGGAAGGUCGUACUGAUGAGGGGGUAAUAUUGGAUAUCGGCACUUGUGGCUUACAUUCAUUACACUGUGCCUUCAAAGGCGCAAUGAAGGAAACUGGUUGGGAAAUUGUUAAAUUCUUGCGUGCUAUUUACAACCUGUUUCAUAACAUCCCCACUCGUCGUGCAGACUACAUUAGAAUAUUUGGUUCCAGCUUGUUUCCUCUAAAAUUUUGUCCAGUUCGUUGGUUAGACAACGUUCCUGUAGCAGACAGAGCAUUGAAAUUUUACCAAAUCUUCGGAACUAUGUUGCUGGUCUAA